This is a messenger RNA of Chelmon rostratus (copperband butterflyfish), 6663 nucleotides long. RefSeq names its product WD repeat domain 90 (gene wdr90). Gene Ontology annotation, molecular function: protein binding. The coding region runs from base 180 to 5663 and encodes 1827 amino acids. Lineage: Eukaryota; Metazoa; Chordata; Actinopteri; Chaetodontiformes; Chaetodontidae. Gene Ontology annotation, cellular component: centriole. The record is from RefSeq and is a predicted model, not a curated record. The transcript has 43 exons.
CCCUCGCAAGUCAUAGUGAUGUGAAACCAAAUGUUUUAUCGCUUUGACCUCAAGGAAACGUAAAAAACCUUUCCCGGUCAUUUAUAGCUGUCUGUUGGCUGGCAAACAUCUCUGAGUUUACUCUAGCUGCUCGAGUUUUUACAGGUUGCAGCAAGACUGAGACAUCAACAGGUGAAUCAAUGGCCUCCAAAGGUUGGCAGCAUCCUUACGUCAACAUCUUCAAACAUGUCCGACUCGAGGACUGGAAAAGGUCGGCAAAAGAGGGGGAUGUGUCAACAUAUACGAACAAGAUGCUCAAGUGUUCAGUGUUCCAGAUCAGAGGUCCUGUUCCUGCCAACAGCUACAUCCUGGUACCCAAAAACAGCAACCAGUCUCUGGGGCUGACAGGGCGCUACUUCUACCUUCUCUUCAGGCCCACCCCUGGCAAAUACUUUGUGGUCCAUCUGGAUGUCUCUGCUGAGGAGGGCCAGAUAGUCCGUAUCUCCUUUUCCAACAUGUUCAAAGAGUUCAAGUCCACAUCUACUUGGCUUCAGUUUCCUUUCCUGUGUGGAGCUGCAAAGGAUUCAGUCUAUGAAAGCACGUCCAAGUCUGCAAGGCAUGGUUUGGUGGGCCCAGCUCCCACUUCUGUGCGUUGGACCUGUCUGAUGUUGGAUCUGCAGUGCACACUUUCUGUCUACCUGAACCGCUGCUACAGUCACCUGAAGAGUGUCAAGCUUUGUGCCAACAUGGCAGUGAAAAACAUGUUUACCAGUGACCUGCUGCUAGAUCCAGGAGUUUCCUUCAGUGAAGCCAAACUGAAGGGUCUGGCCUCCUCUCAGGGAACAGGUCCUAUGCCGAGAGACAUGUCAUUUCCUGUGCCUAAAGGUGGCUCCUGGCAUGACCUCUAUGAUUACAUCAGGUUUCCCUCAGAGGGAACAAAAUUACCCUUUGACUCCAUUCAAAAAGGCAGUCCCAAGCCUGAAGCUAGAUGUGUCUCCAACCAAAGAAGCCCUGUUAGAGAGGCACCUUGCCGUAUCAACCUCAGCAAACCAGUUCAGGACCGUGUGUCCCUCAUUCAGCAGAUCACCACUCCAAAAUCUUUCCCAAGGAAUCGAAGCCCCUUGGUGACCAAUAUACCUGAGCUGGGUGUAGUUUCAAUUCACCAGAAGGGAGACUGGCUUCCCCACAAUGAUGACCAACAUCUGCAGGAGUCAGCAUGCUCUGCUUCACACCAGCUCACAUUCAGGCCACCUUGUGGCACUGAUGACAGGGGAGUUUACGUGUACGUGCAACACGAGGAUAGCUUUUGCAAACUUGGGGAGGAAAGUGAAGACGAGGUUGCUUGCACUCCUGUUCCUCAUCCUGUCCAUCUAUUAUCAUCCAAAGAGACCAGACGGCGGAAGCUGCUUCCAGACCCCAUUCUCAGGCUCAAUCGAAUCAUCGGCUUUGGAGGAGCCACUACUAAAUGUGCCCUGUGGACCAAUUCAGGUGAUGCGGUGGUAUAUCCGUGUCACGCAAUUAUCGUCUCUUUGAAGAUAUCCUCUAACCAGCAGAGAUUCUUCAUCGGCCACACUGAUAAGGUAUCUGCACUGGCUUUUAAUGGCAGCACAACACUGCUGGCCUCAGCACAAACUGGAAACCACAGUGUAGUGCGAGUAUGGAACUACCACAAAGGAAACUGCCUGGCCAUGUUUAGGAUUCAUGCUCAUUCACUAUCCUCUCUCAGCUUCUCAUAUAGCGGUGGUAUUCUCUGUGGAGUGGGUAAAGACAGCCACAGUAAAACAAUGGUGGUGGUGUGGAAUACUCUGAAUGUUAACGAAGGUGGAGAGGUGACCGUCUUAGCCAAAGCACACACAGAUGUGGACAUCCACACCAUGAAGGUUGCCUUCUUUGACGAUACAAGAAUGGUGUCAUGCGGCCGGGAUAAUGUUCGCCUUUGGCGAGUUCGGAAUGGUGCGCUGCGCUCCUGUCCAGUCAACCUGGGUGAAUACCACUCCAUGGACUUCACCGAUGUUGCCUUUGAGGAGGGGAACUCGUGUCUUGAUGAUCAAACACUAUUUGCCAGCAGUCGGAGUGGCUAUAUCUUUGAGAUCGACUACAGCAGAGUUGUUAUCAGAAAUGUCAGGAGGCUGUUGCCUGCACAGCAGCAGCAUGCAAACCGCAGGGAGAAAUGGACUUUUAACACAGGUCCAGGCAUUGCUAUCAACAGCAUCAGUGUGUGCUCAUCAUUCUGUGCCACAGGCUCUGAAGAUGGCUUCCUGCGGCUCUGGCCCCUUGAUUUUUCUGCUGUCUUCCUGGAGGCUGAGCAUGAGGGACCUGUGAGCCUGGUGUCAGUCUCAUCAGACAGCCUUCAGGUCCUGGCAGGCACCUCUACUGGUAACCUGGGUUUCCUUAAUGUGAGCAGCCGUGGUUACAACACACUGAUGAGGUCACAUACAGACACUGUGCUCGGCUUCAGCGUGGAUGGCCUCCGUCGGCAUCUCACGACAGCCUCCUCUGAUGGCACAGUGCGCAUUUGGAAUAUGGAUUCUUUGCAUCAGUUGUAUGAUUUUGUGUCAGAGGACAGCCCCUGCUCUGUGGCCUUCCAUCCCAGUGAGCAGGUCUUCUCUUGUGGCUUCAGCUCUGGCAUCGUCAGGGUCUUUGACAUCUCCAGUGCCAAGAUACUGGCUGAACACAAGCAGCACAGAGGUGAAAUGGUGGGUCUUGCCUUCUCUCCGGAUGGGGAAUUCAUGUACAGUGCUGACUCUGAGGGCUCUCUGGCACUUUACAACGCCUCUGAGGAAGACCACAAUGUGAUCAGAGUUGUGUGUAACGUGGUGGCCCGAGGCACUGAGCGCGCUCCAGACGCCCUCACAGUGAGCAGUGACAGCCGCUGUCUGGCUUUUGUCGGUCCCUCGGAGUUCCUUGUCACCAUCGCAGACUCACGGUCUCUGGAUGAGUUGCUGCAUGUAGAUGUGAGUAUUUUGGACAUGGAUAGCCCCCGUCUUGAUUCUGCACUGAAGGUCUGCUUCUCUCCGGCCUCCACCGAACACUUGUUGGUCGCCACAUCCGCUAACAAGAUCCUCUGGGUCAGCACCAAGACUGGCCGUCUGCUCCGAGAGUUGUCUAAGGUGCACAAACAUCAGUGCUCGUCCCUGGCUGUGAGUGAGGACAGUCGAUUCCUGCUGACAGCAGGACACAAUGCAGUCAAAGUGUGGGAUUAUAGCAUGCAGCUCGAUAUUAACUCACAGAUGUUCAUAGGCCACAGUCAGCCUAUCCGCCAGGUGAGCUUCACUCCUGAUCAACUGGGCGUAGUCUCAGUGGGAGACGCCAUAUUCCUUUGGGAUUUCUUGGCACAUCCUGUUGACUCUUUGACUGACAGCCGUUCACCUCUCAGAUCAAGCUACAUCUCAGCUCCUAAAUUGGCUCAACCAGAUGCUAAAAUGAGUGGACCUCAGUUGUCCAAUGGGAUGCCUCGACGGGCAGUGCCCCUCCCCUUCUCAUCGCCACCACAACUGGAAGUCAGUGCCCUUGACCAAGUUGACCUGGAGGCCACUGGUUCAAGUCCUACCUCUGACUCCAGACCUGACGCCUCCUUCCUCAAAAUCACAAAGCUGGACAGCACAUCUCCACCGAAUACCACUCAAAUGGACACUGUUGAGCUGAAGGGUAAGAAGCCAGUACAUCCUGAUUGCUACAGGCACUUUAUCCCACGAUUCAAGACCUCCACUCUUGAUCAGUCUGCUAAGGCUCCCCAACCAGGAGAAGAGUGCAUUAAACUGAAAGCAGUGAUUGGCUAUAAUGGCAAUGGGCGUGGCAACAUGGUAUGGAGCCCUGACCAAGGUUUGUUUGCGUACUCAUGUGGCUGUGUGGUGGUGGUGGAAUAUCUUCAUACGGGAAGUCAGAGACAUUUGCAGGGCCACAGCGAGGAGAUCUCUUGUCUUGCAGUCACAAAUGAUGCACAGACUGUGGCAUCAGCAUCUGGUGGCAGUAAUGGUAACAGGAGCCUCAUCUGCAUUUGGGAUGUCCAGAAUGGGAUUUGUCGUAAUACCAUCUCCUACCACAGGGGAGCAGUGCAGAGUCUGGCUUUCUCCAGGGAUGAUCGAUUCUUUCUUUCUGCCGGAGACUUUUCUGACCCAGAGGUGGCUUUGUGGAGCAGUAAGACCUUCCAGCUGCUGUCCAGUGUAAGUAUACCAGGACCGAUCCAUGACACAGCCUUCAGCCCUUCAGCAGCCAGCCAACUGGCCUGUGUGGGAAGCCAAGGAGUUUACUUCUGCCUCAUCCACAUGCAUGGCUUGGACGUAGACCUCGAGGUUCAGAGGAUGAAAGCACCAGCAGAAGUGGGUGAUGUAGAGCUGACGGCUCUGUGCUACCACAUGGACUCCUUUCUGUUCACCGCCACCAAUCGAGGACAUGUUUGUGUUUGGGACGUUAACACACAGCGCUGCUUAAUGACGUGGGAAGCUGAUAAGGGCGAGAUUGGACUGCUGCUGUGUCGAGGGAAUCGUCUGUUGACAGGCAGCAGCACCCGUUGGUUGCGACUGUGGGAGGUAGAAGCUGUGCGGGAAGUGAAGCCUCAGGAAAAGAUCUGCAGUGUGGAAAACAGUGGGACCAUGGUGGUGUUGGAGCAGGAGAUAAUGCUGGAUGGGACGACGGUUAGUGCAGCAUUUGAUAGCACAAUGGACAUGGGCAUCGUUGGCACCACAGCGGGAACCCUCUGGUACAUCAACUGGUCAGACAACAGCAGCAUCCGACUGGUCAGCGGGCACAAAACCAAGGUAAACGACGUGGUGUUUAGCUCUGACGAGAGACAUUUUGCCACCUGCAGUGAGGACGGCAGUGUGAGGGUGUGGUCAUCCCCCAGCAAUGAACUGGUGGUGCAGUUCCAAGUGCUCAACCAGGCCUGUGGCUGUGUAUGCUGGAGCCACUCUUCCACUAAUGACAAUGCAUACGUGGCUGCAGGAUACAGCGAUGGGACCCUGAGGAUCUUCCAGCUCGCCUCCUCAGAGAUGGAGCUGAAGCUGCAUCCCCAUCACGUGGCUGUCACUGCCAUCCAGUAUUCUGCUAAUGGUCACGUGAUCCUUUCAGCUGGGAAGAAUGGUCUAGUAGCUGUCAGCAGCCCAGUGAAUGGAGCAACUAUCCGUUUCAUCAGGGACCACAAAGGAGCGUCAAUUACCACCAUCCAGUGUGUGAACGAACAGUGUAAGAAGUUUGGACUAGAAGGAAACGAGGUGUGGUUGGCUGCCAGUGCUGACAGACGCGUCAGUGUGUGGGCUGCCGAUUGGUCGAAGGACACGUGUGAUCUGCUAGACUGGCUGACAUUUCCUGCUCCGGCCUAUGUUGAGGAUGACAGCCCACCUCCAAGCCUGGCUGCCUUCUGCCCUGCAGACCCCAGCCUGGUGGUCUACACUGGCUUUGGAGUAGAGAGAGAGUUGUCCUUCUACAGCCUGGCUAAAAAACAGAUAAUAAAAAAGAUUGCCCUGCCCCACUGGGCCACAUGCUUUAGCCUCUCCUGUAAGAGUCACCUCAUAGCUGUGGGAUCGAAAGAGCGAGUGUUAAAGCUGAUCAAGUCGACCAGCGGCAGGUUCCAGGACUUCACGCAGCACAGUGACUCACUGCAGACGUGCCGCUUCUCUCCCUCUGGGAGGCUUCUUUUCACUGUAGCUUAUAAUGAGAUCCUGCUGUGGGAGGUGCAGGGCCUCUGAAGGCCUCACAUCUUUUUUUAACCUCAAACCUUGUAGGUUUAUCACCUUUCACGUGCCUAUUUAUAGUCUUACUUUAUGCAAUAUUGCUGUUCUAUAAAUGGGUUUUUAUCAAUCGAAUAUCUCAAGGGAAAUACUUGUAAUUUGUGCAGAAGCCUUGUGUAAGAUUUGCACUUAUUCAGUUUAUGUUUCAUGUGUAUAGUUUUAAAAUACAGCUAUUUUUAACUUGUUGAAGGGAUUAUUUUGCAUGUUCAGUCGCUUCUAAUGCUUGAAUAUUUAUUUUAGAUUUUCUUACUGUGAGUUAGAGACAGAAUUAUGUUUUGCAGGCUGCUCUGGGGUUGGGAUGGGCUUUAAAUAAAAAGCAGCAUGUAGAAUUACUCUCUGUAAUGUACAAUGAGUCCAGAAAUGUGAGCAUGGUGCAUGGGCACAUGCUGUUAACCUUUGUAUUUUUACUGUGUGUUUCCACCAGAAUGAUGGAGGACAGAUGCGAAAUUCAGAACAUUUUGCGUCAGUCUUCCCGAGUUUGCGUUUGUGUUAAAGUUAAUAUUCUGACAGCAGUUCCUCUUAAUAUUCUGACAGCAGAUACUGGGCCACUUUUCUGUCAGGGGUUUUCAUUAGUUUGCCACUUCAGUAUUCAGAAAUGUCGCAUGCACACACUAUCUCCAUCACUGCUCUGUUGAGAGAACAAUGACAUCUGGUGCAAUACUCUCAGCUGAUCAUAGUUCAGGCAGAACUUCUUUUUUCCCAUUUAAAUUAGGGCUGGACAGGACAAGUACAAUAUGCAGAUGCUGCAGUUUUUUUGGGAUAAAGGUAAAAUGUGUGAAGAAACAGCAUAAUAAUGAAGUACUGUAGUGCUGCAGAGAUUCCUACAAAUCUUGUUCUCCAGAUCUUAUAAAAUGAGUUGGUUUCCUACAGACUACAACAAAUGUUGCAUAAUGGUUUCAAGUUUUUUUUCUGUGAAAAUGCAAACUGAACAAAAUGAUCAUUACCACUAAUUGUCAAA